Agrilus planipennis (emerald ash borer) is the source of this 1176-nucleotide messenger RNA. RefSeq names its product glycine-rich cell wall structural protein-like. The transcript has 2 exons. NCBI's taxonomy places the organism in Eukaryota, Metazoa, Arthropoda, Insecta, Coleoptera, Buprestidae. The record is from RefSeq and is a predicted model, not a curated record. Bases 18 to 1073 code for a protein of 351 amino acids.
ACUCUUCGAGAUCAGACAUGAAACCUUUUGUGGUUGCCGCGCUGCUUUUAGCAGUUGUUGGUUCAGGUUGGUGUGAAAAUAAGGGUAAGAAAACCGAAAAGAGGGGAAUUUCGGAAGCCUCCUACUCAAUUGGAGGAGGAUAUGGAGGAGGACAUGGAGGACUGGGAGGAGGAAUUGGAGGAGGAUAUGGAGGAGGACAUGGAGGACUAGGAGGAGGAAUUGGAGGCGGAUACGGUGGUGGAUACUCAGCCGGAAUCGGUGGAGGAAUUGGAUACAGUAGCGGCGGCUAUGGAGGCGACGGAGGUUUUGGAGGAGGAUUAGGAGGAGGAUUAGGGGGAGGAUUAGGGGGAGGAUUAGGUGGAGGAAUUGGAGCAGGUGGAGUCGGCGGUGGUAGAGCAGUAUCCGACGCUGGUACCUCUGUGUCGACUGUAAACCAAGCUGUUCCAGUUGCAGUUGCACAACCUUAUCCAGUUACUGUAAAUCGCCCAGUACCUUAUCCAGUCCCCCAACCUUAUCCCGUUGAUGUGCCAAGAGCUGUACAAGUACGAGUUCCAGUACCUCAGCCUGUCGCCGUUCCACGAGCUGUUCCCGUUACGGUCAAUAGACCAGUUCCAGUCCCAGUGCCACAACCGGUGCCAGUCCCAGUUGCACAACCAGUGCCCGUUUCCGUUCCCCAACCUUACGCCGUUCACAUUGCACAACCUGUUCCAGUUAGGGUGCCACAAACCGUUGUCGUUCCUGUAGCUCAACCAGUUGUGGUAUCUGGUGGAGGUGGUGGUUUCGGUGGAGGAGUCGGUGGAGGUCUUGGAGGAGGCGUUGGAAUUGCAUAUAGUGGAGGAAUUGGAGGUGGUUACGGCGGAGGAUUUGGAGGUGGCUACAGCGGAGGAUUGGGAGGUGGCUACAGCGGAGGAUUGGGAGGUGGCUACAGCGGAGGUCACGGAGGUGGUUAUAGCGGAGGAUUCGGUGGAGGCUACUCUGGAGGCCACGGUAGCGGAAUUGGUUUCGGAAAAUCAUACGGAGGUGGUUCAAGUUACAGCAGUAUCUCGUUGGGAAGUUAUAAGUCUAAAUAUUAAGUCACUAGUAUGUACGAAAUACUUGUUUCAUUUUGCACCACUUGUGAUAUGUUUUACAAUUUUUUUUAUAGUCAUCAUGUAAAUAAACAUUUUUUUUUAUAAA